GCCACAAAAAUCUUUAUGCUGGGUUGAAAAAAAAAAAAACUUCAUCUUCAAAGCCGUUCUUCUCUCUCGAUCUCAAAUAUCGAGUCUAUAUUCUUGACGAUGGAUUUGACAUGGUUGAGUGCGUUAAUUGUUGGAGCUGCACUUGGAUUCUGCAUUGGCACUCGUCGUUCCAAACCUGUUGUGGCUGAUGAUGGAGUUAGCAAAAACAACUCCAAGGGUCCACUCGAGAUCGAGAAACUCGCUGAUAUUCUCGAUGAUUUCAAAAUGGUUUUGGUUGUGAGGAAUGAUCUUAAAAUGGGUAAAGGAAAGAUUGCAGCUCAAUGCAGUCAUGCAACAUUAGGUUUAUACAAAAAGUUAGUUCGUCGAGCGCCAAAAGCAUUGGACUGCUGGGAGGAAUGUGCACAGCCAAAAGUGGUUGUGAAAAUCGAGGGCGAGGACGAGAUGCUAGAACUACAAGAAAGAGCUAAAUCCCUUAAACUGCCUACCCAUAUCACCAUCGAUGCUGGAAGAACUCAGAUUGCCCCAAAUUCACGGACAGUUAUGGCUAUUCUUGGACCAGUCCAAGUUGUUGAUGAAGUAACAGGUGGACUAAAGCUUCUGUAGCAGCCUUGAAUUUCUAUGUGACAUCUCUUCAACCCGAUCUUCUCAGAUGGACCAAGCAGAAGAGAGAGACAUGAACUCCACCUUCUCGCUUUCCCUGGGGGAAAACCUGUGAGAAACUUGAAGUUGUUACGUUUACUCAUUCCUGAUGAUGACGAAUAAUCCCAUUUUUAAGCAUUUUUUCCUCAAAUUUUCAUGGAUAUGUAGAAUUUGCUUCUCCGGGAUCAGAUUGAUUGACCAAUGGUGAUUACAAUAUUUGCUGGUUUUGUAUUAGAGGUAGCGAAGCUCGAGCCUUUUUUUACACAUUAAGAAAAUGGCUUGUUCUAAUGCCACUCUAGGAGAUAGUGUUGCUUUAUUUGAAAACUAAACAAAUGUAACAACAAAUCUUGUUUUAUUUGAAGAUAAACUCAUCCUA
This is a messenger RNA of Eutrema salsugineum, 1015 nucleotides long. Its product is annotated as peptidyl-tRNA hydrolase 2, mitochondrial. The record is from RefSeq and is a predicted model, not a curated record. Gene Ontology annotation, cellular component: mitochondrion; cytosol. NCBI's taxonomy places the organism in Eukaryota, Viridiplantae, Streptophyta, Magnoliopsida, Brassicales, Brassicaceae. The coding region runs from base 100 to 603 and encodes 167 amino acids. The transcript is spliced from 8 exons. Gene Ontology annotation, molecular function: peptidyl-tRNA hydrolase activity.